Anopheles cruzii is the source of this 2196-nucleotide messenger RNA. It is a transcript of the gene Dbp73D, whose product is annotated as probable ATP-dependent RNA helicase Dbp73D. Lineage: Eukaryota; Metazoa; Arthropoda; Insecta; Diptera; Culicidae. The coding region runs from base 1 to 2196 and encodes 731 amino acids. The record is from RefSeq and is a predicted model, not a curated record. The transcript is spliced from 5 exons. Gene Ontology annotation, molecular function: nucleic acid binding; ATP binding. Gene Ontology annotation, cellular component: nucleus.
AUGGAACUGUUCACAGUGAAGCGGUAUGACGAAACGAAGCUGAACGCGGAGGACGAAAAACUUCAAGAGGAACUAAUCCUGCAGCAGCUGCAGGCACGCAAGGAAAAAAAGGCCAAACGAAGAGCGUCAAAGGUACAGUCUGUGGCACAUUCAUCCGAAGAAAAUGAAGAUGUUGACCAUCUUCCUGUCGAGGGAGCUGAAAACGAACGAGAUAUCGCUAAAGACAAAGAUCCUGUGGAAGGUCAAACCGAACCAGAGCAGCAAGCGGAAGGAAACAAGGUCUCGCAACUGGAGGACUUUAUCGUGCUGGGCGGUGAUAAGUUGCACCGCCUAAAGAAAACCGACGAAGUGCUGCCACCGUGGCUUUCGCAUCCAACCGUCAUUGACAGUGAUUUGUCGGGGAAAGGUCCUUCCAUAAAAAAGGCGACCUACCUGGAUGAAGCAUUGCGUAGCAAUCUGAAAACGAUGGGCUACGAGCGACUGUUUCCAGUGCAGGAGAAAGUGAUUCCCUGGAUUCUGGGAGCGCACGCAAAACCGGCGCCUUUCUGGCCGAGAGAUGUUUGCAUUUCCUCACCUACCGGCAGUGGCAAAACGCUAGCCUUUGCUGUUCCGAUUGUACAGCUAUUGCUGCGACGCGUGUCUCCAGCCGUUCGUGCGCUCAUUAUCCUUCCUGUGCAGGAGCUGGCCGAGCAGGUGUACGGCGUGUUCGCAAAAUUGUGCCACGGCACAAAGAUCACGCCGAUAGUGCUCUCGCGAAAGCAAUCCUUCCAGCAAGAACAGGCCAAACUGGUCUACUCAUUGCAUGGACAGUUUGUUCAGAAGACGGACAUUGUCGUAACGACGGCCGGGCGGUUGGUGGAACACUUGCACUCGACCGCCGGCUUUACUCUGCGUCAUUUGCGCUUCCUGGUCAUUGAUGAAGCGGAUCGGGUGAUGAAUCAGAUCCAGAACGAUUGGCUGUAUCAUCUGAACAAACACGUAAAGCAAGAAUCGGACGACUAUUUGUUGGGCCGCACCGUUGGACAGCUCUCGCAGACGGAACUUUUCGAUCGCCCUCGGCAACCACACAAGUUGCUCUUUUCGGCUACCCUUAGCCGUGAUCCGGAAAAGCUGCAAACCUUCAAGCUUUUUCACCCGAAACUAUUUACCGCGGUACGCGAUUCAGUCGAACAGACCACAACUUCCGCGGGCAGCAGUGAGAAAUUCGGGGCGCAGAACGCACUCCUACGACGCGGCAAAUUUAUUGGACAGUACACCACACCGGCGGAGUUGCGCGAAUUGGUUUGCUAUACACAGUUCCGCAUUAAACCGCUUACGCUGUUUGCCCUCAUCCGCCAGGCGGGUUACCGGAAGUUCUUAGUCUUCACUAACAACAUUGACGCUUCGCACCGGUUAUCGUUCGUAUUGCAGCGACUAUUCGGCUCCGAUAUGGUGAUCGAAGAGUGGUCUUCUUCGUUGAGCCCAACCGCGAGACGGUCCGUUUUGCAUCGGUUUAGUCUGGGAAAGGUGAAUGGUAUCAUUUGCACGGAUGCGCUCGCUCGCGGUUUCGACAUUGACGAUAUUGAAAUCGUCGUGUCGUACGACAUGCCGCGACACAUUAGCACGUACAUCCAUCGGAUCGGACGUACAGCGCGUGCUGGUAACCGUGGUACCUCGAUCACACUACUGAUCGAUGAAGAGAAAAAGAAAUUCAAAACCAUGCUGACGGAUGCUGGCAAGGAAGAGCUUGAAACAAUCGAGAUUCAGUCCUCGAUCGAAGAGGAAUACGCCGGGAAGUACUCGGUAGCACUAAACGAUCUUCGGGAUGCAUUGGAGCUCGAGAAGCAGAUCAUCGCCAAAAUACGCAACGGAUUGACCAUCGCUAGUCUGACACAUGUAAAUUUGCUGAGCAAAUUAAAAGAUCGAGUCCACAUCGAUUCGUCGAGCCAUUCGUCUGAGGUUAUCAAAGCGUUGAAACACUUGCCGAAAAGCUGGACCAACGAGGCCAUUGAAAUCCGUGCCGAGCAGAAAAAGAAUCGCAAACGAAAGCACGAGACGACCGAGAAUGCGGCUGCAGAUACCUUGGAAACGGUGAACGUACAGGAACAAGGAGAAACUAAUGAAAGCGAACCAACGAAAGCUAAACGUACGAUUAAAAAAGAACGUUGGAGAAACACAUUAGGUAAAAUGAAGCAGAAAAGUACGACUUCAGAAUAA